Messenger RNA from Tripterygium wilfordii, 835 nucleotides. Its product is annotated as ubiquitin-conjugating enzyme E2 variant 1B-like. The transcript has 5 exons. Gene Ontology annotation, cellular component: nucleus. The record is from RefSeq and is a predicted model, not a curated record. Lineage: Eukaryota; Viridiplantae; Streptophyta; Magnoliopsida; Celastrales; Celastraceae. Gene Ontology annotation, biological process: DNA damage tolerance; protein K63-linked ubiquitination. The coding region runs from base 163 to 642 and encodes 159 amino acids.
UCUAUCGUGCCGAGGGUGAAACUGAGAAGGCAUUUUUUCACUCCACUUUUCCGGUCUCUCGGUCUCCGCCAUAUCAGUUUCUUCAUCUGCAAAUGAAAGCAUAAACGAUCUCCUAGAACACCUAGUAUUUUUCUUUGUCUCUCUAAAUAUCGAUAUCCAGCAAUGGGCUCUGAAGGAUCCAGUGUUGUUGUUCCUAGGAAUUUCAGAUUACUGGAGGAGCUUGAAAGAGGAGAAAAGGGAAUUGGGGAUGGAACAGUCAGCUAUGGCAUGGAUGAUGCUGAUGAUAUUUUGAUGCAGUCAUGGACAGGAACAAUUAUUGGUCCUCCUAACACUGUUCACGAGGGGCGAAUUUACCAGUUGAAAUUGUUCUGUGGCAAGGAUUAUCCUGACAAUCGACCUAGUGUAAGGUUCCAAACACGGAUAAACAUGAGAUGCAUUAACCAGGACAGUGGAGUGGUUGAACCAAGGCUUUUCCCCAUGCUUGCUAAUUGGCAAAGGGAGUGUACGAUGGAAGACAUAUUGACUCAGUUGAAGAAAGAAAUGAUGUCUCCACAAAACCGUAAGCUAGCUCAGCCUCCUGAAGGGAAUGAAGAUGCAAGAAUUGAACAAAAGGGGCUAGUGCUCAAGUGUUGUAUACUAUAAGGUGCAUGUGAGAUGAAUAUGUGAGGAGUUGAAAGAAGGAAUGACUGUGUAUAUAGUAAUACUAUACUAAGAGAUUCCAAUUAUGAUCCUAGUCCCAUAAAAAAUGUGGGUAAAUGAAUGGAUAAUUGAAUGAAUUGACAACUGUUUUCUAUCUUUUGAUAUGAUUUGUGUUCUUAAUGCCCUAUCUGCAUCA